Messenger RNA from Kwoniella mangroviensis CBS 8507, 708 nucleotides. RefSeq lists its product as uncharacterized. The record is from RefSeq and is a predicted model, not a curated record. The transcript has 4 exons. The coding region runs from base 1 to 708 and encodes 235 amino acids. Lineage: Eukaryota; Fungi; Basidiomycota; Tremellomycetes; Tremellales; Cryptococcaceae.
AUGUCAGAAGAAGCAUCGGCACCGGUGGCGGGACCACCCAACGUCAAUGCUUCCAUAUCGGAGCCCACAUCAAUAUCAGAAGAAGCUCCCACUCUAAGCUACGAGGAACUUCUCGCCUGUCUUCCGCCGACACUGGAUCGAUCGGAUCACGAAGCAUGUCUGAAGUUUUGCCAAGAGCCUACCACGACGGAAGACCAAAUCUGGGCUGUCGUCAGUCUGUUGGCCAAGUACAUGACAGAAGGGAUGAAAGAGAACUCCAAGAUGUUGAGGAGAGCUGCCUACAAUGUCAGGAGAAUUGGCAACAUGCAAGUCAACAUGCAACUCUCGGGUAACGAUUACCCAUUACCUAUCUAUGAAGACAUCAAUGGGAAAAAUCACCCGGAUGGGAUUGCCAAAACGUUCGAUCAGAUCUGCGACCUUCCUCCACCAAUCCUUGACAAAUGGUGUAAAUUCGUUAAUAAAGAAUUAUAUGAGAAAGAGAAAGACCAAGAUCAUUUUUACCGAGCUAAAUCUCUGCAUGCGAGAUUGGGAGGUGCGAGAAAUGCCAGCGUUGAUGCAAGGGAGAGGAUCUACGAGAUGAAGAACAGAGAGGGAAGACGUAAGAGGCAUGGAAAUGAGGGAUGUGGGGAUGAGGGUAUGACGAAAAAGAAGAGAAAGACGGAAAAAGGGGCGAUUGAACGUAAUAGUAUGAGGUUACAGUAUCGAUGA